ACAAGAGGUUUACCAGUGUUUCUAAACUUCCUGCUGAGCUGAAAACUUCUUGCUUUGUGGAAAAGCUAAACUCAGUAGCAGACAUCUAAAAUGAAGAGCCCCGGAACUUUUGAGGAGCAAACGGAAUGCAUCAUCAACACUCUGCUCACAGACUUCUUGAACCCAGCAUUACAGGUUGCUAACCGGGACCUGUGCUGUCUAGAUGAACCAGACUCAGGAGAGGAUUGCUCUUUUGACGUGCCUAUCAUUGUUGGUCGCCUUCGGAUGUUGGGUGAUAAGUUCAAUGGCGAAUUGGAAGCUUCUGCCAAAAACGUCAUUAAAGAAACCAAUCAGGGAAAGGGAGGGGCUAUUCUCCAGGACACAGUGCAGUCUCUCAGCAAGACCUGGUGUGCUCAGGAUUCCAGUCUAGCUUAUGAGAGAGCCUUUCUGGCAGUGUCAGUGAAACUUCUUGAAUAUGUGGCCCACAAGGCUCCUGAAAUGGCAAGACAGGUGGCUAUCCCUAUGAUAGGUAUGAUCAACGGGAACAGAGCCAUCCGAGAGUUCAUCCAAGGCCAGGGAGGAUGGGAAAAUCUGCAGAGCUGAAGAAGUGGAGUUACUCCCCAGAUCAACCAUCACUUCCUCUUUGACUGAUCAGGAGACUGAUUUGUGACAAUUAAAACAG
This is a messenger RNA of Castor canadensis (American beaver), 661 nucleotides long. RefSeq names its product BCL2 like 15 (gene Bcl2l15). Gene Ontology annotation, biological process: regulation of apoptotic process. NCBI's taxonomy places the organism in Eukaryota, Metazoa, Chordata, Mammalia, Rodentia, Castoridae. The record is from RefSeq and is a predicted model, not a curated record. Gene Ontology annotation, cellular component: cytosol; nucleus.